Messenger RNA from Guyanagaster necrorhizus, 967 nucleotides. RefSeq lists its product as uncharacterized. Bases 82 to 690 code for a protein of 202 amino acids. Lineage: Eukaryota; Fungi; Basidiomycota; Agaricomycetes; Agaricales; Physalacriaceae. The transcript has a single exon. The record is from RefSeq and is a predicted model, not a curated record.
GGAGAAGUUCGCUAUCAGCAGUAUCAAGUCAGCAUUUCCAUUGAACAUGGUUCUUCCCGAAAGGUUCUCUACCACGAGUACAUGAUCGACAGCGACAUGGGUUGUCUGGUCAGCCAUACGAGCUUGGCCGGAAAUCUGUACCAAAUUUACCUCCUUGUACUGAGCAGUUACUGUCUCCCUGACCCUUUGACGAUGCAGACGGGUACAGAAGAAGCUCUUCGUGAACUUCAGUCCGCGACAUGCUUUUCGUUCCAAUCGAUCCAGAAGCACGAAAUUGCACUGUUGAAUAAGAUCAGUACCUUGACUCCGCGCCGCUCCUGGACCACCAAAUCGCAAACCAGCCACUGUGUUCACUGGCAAAUUGGCGUGUCGACUCUAUCUCAGCACUACUAUUUUUCUAAGCUUGUCGGUUCUGUUUUGCAGCAUGCCCUUGAAAUGCAAGUCUUUGCAGAUAAGCCAGAUGGUGACAUUGAUAGUAAAGAUCCUACACCGUCCCGCCUUUCGCUCCGUGCAACGUUCCGUCUAGCCGCGUUCUACCCUGAGGAGUUUUCCUUUGCUCUUUCAUCAAAGAAGCGGGGUGCAGUUCAUCAGUCUCGGGAUCUUGAGCGCGAGUAUGAGAAUAUCUCAUCGAACAUGUCACGCAUGGUGCAGAUCGGCCCGUCCGCACUGACUCAUCCCCGAAUCUACUGACUAGGUUCUACGAAUGGAACGCCAUUGGACCCUGUGACAGUGGAGAGGACUUUUCCUUCUCUUAUAAGAGACAUUGGCUCAGCGCAUCUUAUUUGUAGCGCAACUGGAUUUCGUUCAUCUACGCAGUACACUCAAGUCCGCAAAAUCCCGCAUCUCUCCAGAGGCGCCAUUGGCAGUCGAUCUUCACUUUCUCCGCUUUGACAUAUUGUGAUGAUCAGCCUCAUCACUUCAUCUUGACCUUUCGGUUGAAACCAAGCCUAGCCAGAUAAAAGUGAAG